Setaria italica (foxtail millet) is the source of this 1101-nucleotide messenger RNA. RefSeq lists its product as uncharacterized. The coding region runs from base 1 to 1101 and encodes 366 amino acids. The record is from RefSeq and is a predicted model, not a curated record. The transcript has a single exon. Gene Ontology annotation, biological process: negative regulation of translation. Gene Ontology annotation, molecular function: rRNA N-glycosylase activity. NCBI's taxonomy places the organism in Eukaryota, Viridiplantae, Streptophyta, Magnoliopsida, Poales, Poaceae.
AUGAGGGACGGCAUCACGAAGGACAAGGCGAGGGACGACGGAGCCAAGAUGAGGCCGGACGGCAAGCACUCCAAGGACGGGAAGGAGGAGCAGGCGCUGGGCGAGAAGACCCGGGUCAAGUGGCCCUUGCAGCGCCGCACGACGGCCGGCAAGAAGGAGAAGACGCGGGUGAAGCGGUCCUUGCAGCCCCGCUGCAGGACGGGCGGCAGCACCCUCCUUCUGGUAUGGAUGAUGAUUCUCGUUCGUGCGCAUGCCGUGCAGUGUGGUUACGUCCCCGUUGACGUAACCACGGAAGAAUUUUAUCUUACGGAGCGACCGCACGCCGAGAUAUUUGGCAUAAUCUACAAUAUUGCCAUCGACGUCAUCCCGAGGCUGGAAGUGAGGGGCCAUCACUUCCUGGGCGUCAAGGACCCCGAGCGUCUCGACCUGGGGGGUGACGGCUCCGCGCCGGGGAGGUGGAUCAAGGUCCCCUUGCGCGGGGAGACCGACGAGGACCGGGUGACGCUCUGCUUCGCCGACACCGACCUGUACCUGCUCGCAUUCAUGAACAACGUAGGCACCUGGCACUGCUUCCGUGGGUACGAGAACAUGUUCCCAGGGUGCGUGGUACUGAAUCCCGUCACCGACAAGAAUCACCCUGAUUUCUGGAACGAGCAAUAUCCACAGCUCAUAACGGAUGGUUUUAAGAAGAUGCACACGGUACCCCUAGGGAAGAGGUCGGCGUUAGAAGCGGCGCGAAUUCUUGGCCGCCAUAGACACGGCACGACGCCCCUGCCUGAGCUUAAGUCCGCCUUGCUUCGGAGCAUGAUUAUGUUUAGUGAAGCCUUCAGAUUCCGAGUGAUCCGCGAAGCAUUUAGCGGCGACCUGUGGGAGACGGAGACGCACCUCACCCAACCACAAGCAGCGCUAGUAGUCAACUGGACCAAUAUAUCGGUGCUCCUGUGGAAAUGGGACAGGGAAGGCAAGUGGCCUGAGAACCGCUUAAGUCGUGCCGUGAAAGAUGAAACCGAGAUCUCAAGCGCCGAAGAGGCCCUUGAUGUCGUUGACCUCUUGAGGCGCCCACGCGCAGUACGUAUCCGUGUUGCUGGGAAGGGAGAUUAA